AUGUCUCGCUCGGCAUCACGCUCGCAUGCAACGGCCACUAUAGCCGGUCCCAGACGUCCACCGACAAACACAUAUAGCGCCAUAUCAGCAUCGGAGAACCUGGAACUUUGGAAGCUCAAAACCAAAUGGCCUUCGAAAGGUCCCCGGUCUGAGGCAUUGGUCAAGCGUAAUUUUCGAGUCCACGUAGACCCGAAAGAAUACAAAGAUGAGAAGGGAGAUUACCGAUGCGUCGUCAAGCUCGAGAUAAUGGACAAAGAUGGUCACGAGUUCGAUGCUUCUGGUGGCCUCAUAGGACCUUGGCUUGUCUCGACCUCGGCACACAACUUUAUGAACGUUGGUGGGCCCAACUGUGUCUCCCGUGCUGUGUCUGUCAGAGCUUAUAUUGGGUACCACCUUCAAGGCUCUUCUAGAGGAAUCAGGGUCCAAGAGCGCUUCUGCACAAUGUUCAUCGUGCGUCAAGAAUGGGCCAAGUCUAAAUUCACUUCUUCGCAAGACGACAGGGCUCUCGUCGUGCUCCAACACAGGUUCACGGAGGUCAAGCCAGCCUUGUACAAAGCCCCGUCGUUAGGGAAGUCAGAUGUCCUCGUCGUUGGCUACCCCAGCGAAAACACACAGCAGGUCUACGAUUCAUGUAAGAAUUGCCAGCAGGCUGGCUGCAUGUACGUAGUGAAGGGCGAGGCUGAGCUCAAAGUCAGAAAGCUAUUACAAUAUAAGCUAUCGACCAUGCCAGGUAACUCUGGAGGUCCCGUGUUUCUCGACGAGAUGCCCAGGACAGUCAUAGCGACCCACACCGGCGAGGCCUCCGAAGCAGGGUUCAAUUGCGCUACUCCAGUCGAUGUCAACUUCAUUGAGGCAGGCAAGGCUGCUUUGAAACAGCACCACUCGUCUCCUCAUCGAUACAUGGUGAUGCAUCAACAAGCCGGCACUUCCACCUGGGUUCUCUUCCAACCGGAAACGGGAUGCUCGAGCUACGAUCCAGCAUCCAGGACGUCUGGGCGCUGA
This is a messenger RNA of Alternaria rosae, 1002 nucleotides long. RefSeq lists its product as uncharacterized. Gene Ontology annotation, molecular function: serine-type endopeptidase activity. The coding region runs from base 1 to 1002 and encodes 333 amino acids. NCBI's taxonomy places the organism in Eukaryota, Fungi, Ascomycota, Dothideomycetes, Pleosporales, Pleosporaceae. Gene Ontology annotation, biological process: proteolysis. The transcript is spliced from 3 exons. The record is from RefSeq and is a predicted model, not a curated record.